AGUGAACGAGUGGUGAAGAUAAACCCCUGAGCCUGCUGAUCCCUCCAGCCAAGCUCCCACCAUGGACCAGGACUACGAGAGGCGUCUCCUGCGCCAGAUCAACAUCCAGAAUGAGAACACCAUGCCCUGUGUGGCAGAGAUGAGGAGAACCCUGACUCCUUCCAAUUCUCCAAUGUCUUCUCCUAGCAAGCAUGGGGACAGAUUCAUUCCCUCAAGAGCUGGAGCCAACUGGAGCAUCAACUUCCACAGAAUCAAUGAAAACGAGAAAUCCCCAAGCCAAAACCGAAAAGCAAAGGAUGCCACAUCCGACAAUGGCAAAGAUGGCCUUGCCUACUCUGCCUUGCUGAAGAAUGAGCUCCUGGGAGCAGGGAUUGAGAAGGUGCAGGACCCCCAGACAGAGGACAGGAGGCUGCAGCCUUCCACCCCAGAGAAGAAGUCUCUCUUCACUUAUUCCCUGAGCACAAAACGUUCCAGCCCAGAUGAUGGCAAUGAGGUCUCACCCUAUUCCCUGUCUCCUGUCAGCAACAAAAGUCAGAAACUGCUAAGAUCACCACGAAAACCAACUAGGAAAAUCUCCAAGAUUCCAUUCAAAGUAUUGGAUGCCCCAGAGCUGCAGGAUGACUUCUACCUGAACCUGGUGGACUGGUCCUCUCUCAAUGUCCUCAGCGUUGGCCUUGGCACUUGUGUGUACCUGUGGAGUGCUUGUACAAGUCAGGUGACCCGACUGUGUGACCUCUCUGUGGAAGGAGAUUCCGUGACCUCCGUGGGCUGGUCGGAGCGGGGGAAUUUGGUGGCUGUGGGCACUCACAAGGGCUUUGUGCAGAUCUGGGAUGCAGCUGCAGGAAAGAAGCUCUCCAUGCUGGAGGGGCACACAGCCAGAGUGGGUGCUCUGGCCUGGAAUGCAGACCAGCUGUCCUCUGGGAGCCGGGACAGGAUGAUCCUGCAGAGGGACAUCCGCACCCCUCCCCUGCAGUCCGAGCGGCGCCUCCAGGGCCACAGGCAGGAGGUCUGUGGCCUCAAAUGGUCCACAGACCACCAACUCUUGGCCUCUGGAGGGAAUGAUAACAAGCUCCUCGUCUGGAACCACUCCAGCCUGAGCCCUGUCCAGCAGUACACAGAGCACCUGGCAGCAGUGAAAGCCAUUGCCUGGUCCCCACACCAGCACGGGCUCCUGGCCUCGGGCGGGGGCACGGCCGACCGCUGCAUCCGCUUCUGGAACACGCUGACGGGACAGCCCCUGCAGUGCAUCGACACCGGCUCCCAGGUCUGCAACCUCGCCUGGUCCAAGCACGCCAACGAGCUGGUGAGCACUCAUGGAUACUCCCAGAACCAGAUCCUGGUGUGGAAAUACCCCUCCUUAACUCAAGUAGCAAAGCUCACAGGACAUUCCUACCGAGUCCUGUACCUGGCGAUGUCCCCUGAUGGUGAGGCCAUUGUCACAGGAGCUGGAGAUGAAACCUUACGUUUCUGGAACGUCUUCAGCAAAACUCGCUCAACCAAGGUAAGGCCAUGGGAGUCUGUAUCUGUGCUCAACCUCUUCACCAGGAUACGAUAA
Molecule: messenger RNA, 1555 nt
Organism: Acanthisitta chloris (rifleman)
Lineage: Eukaryota; Metazoa; Chordata; Aves; Passeriformes; Acanthisittidae
Gene: FZR1
Product: fizzy/cell division cycle 20 related 1 (Drosophila)
Exons: 13
Coding region: 62-1555 (497 amino acids)
Biological process (GO): anaphase-promoting complex-dependent catabolic process; positive regulation of ubiquitin protein ligase activity; positive regulation of anaphase-promoting complex-dependent catabolic process
Cellular component (GO): anaphase-promoting complex
Molecular function (GO): ubiquitin ligase activator activity; anaphase-promoting complex binding; protein binding
Source: RefSeq, a predicted model, not a curated record